Molecule: messenger RNA, 6072 nt
Organism: Tachysurus fulvidraco (yellow catfish)
Lineage: Eukaryota; Metazoa; Chordata; Actinopteri; Siluriformes; Bagridae
Gene: rxraa
Product: retinoid X receptor, alpha a
Exons: 12
Coding region: 252-1793 (513 amino acids)
Biological process (GO): negative regulation of transcription by RNA polymerase II; retinoic acid receptor signaling pathway; anatomical structure development
Cellular component (GO): RNA polymerase II transcription regulator complex; nucleus
Molecular function (GO): retinoic acid-responsive element binding; zinc ion binding; nuclear steroid receptor activity
Source: RefSeq, a predicted model, not a curated record
AGAGAGAGAGAGAGAGAGAGAGAGAGAGAGAGAGAGAGAGAGAGAGCAACAAACUCAACUAUCGCAAAAGUGGAAAUCAGACAGUGUCAGUAGUGAGCGCUGCUUUUCAACGCUGCGCUUUUACUCCGCGGAUCCGCAUUUUACUGCCAUCAACAAACACGCGCUUCUGUUUCAAUUUCAAUCCUGAACAUAAAGAUCAAAACAACACGGCUUGUGUCAGCUGGCAUUGGCAUGAGCUAACCCGAUCAGACAUGGAAACCAAGCCAUUCUUAUCACUGGGGUUCCUGAAACCCCAGUGCUCGCUGGCGCCGCCCCCACAGAGAGGCCGCUCGGGGGAAUCCUGCUCCUGUUUCAGCGGCAUGUGUCCUCUCCAUCAGCGCAGACUCUCCACAGCAAAGCCUUCAUAUCACUUCCAUGAUGAAGCAUUUAACGACUCGGGUCAGGUGACCCCAUCUCCUCUGAGCUCUCCCACGUCCCACCGGCCCAUGCAUCCUCCCCUGCUGAGCCCGACCUCCAUCGGAGCCUCAGGAUCCCUGCACUCACCCAUCAGCACACUCAGCUCGCCAAUGAACGGUCUCGGCUCUCCCUUCUCCGUCAUCAGCUCUCCCAUGGGUCCGCACUCCAUGGCAUCUCCCGGCAUGGCCUACGGCCCCAGUGUAAGCCCACAGUUGAACUCGCCUAUGAACUCCGUCAGCAGCUCAGAAGACAUCAAGCCGCCGGUGGGCAUUAACGGCAUGAUGAAGGUGCCAGCGCAGUCCUCGGGGACCCCUCUGUCUCUCACCAAACACAUAUGCGCAAUCUGCGGAGAUCGCUCCUCUGGUAAACACUAUGGCGUCUACAGCUGCGAAGGCUGCAAGGGGUUCUUUAAGAGAACAGUACGGAAGGACCUGACCUACACCUGCAGAGACAACAAGGACUGUGUGAUCGACAAGCGCCAACGAAACCGCUGCCAAUACUGUCGCUAUCAGAAAUGCCUGGCAAUGGGCAUGAAGAGAGAAGUUUUUUUGCAUACAGCCGUUCAGGAGGAGCGGCAGCGAGCCAAGGAUCGAAAUGAGAAUGAGGUUGAAUCAAGCAGCAGCGCCAACGAGGACAUGCCUGUGGAGAAGAUCCUAGAGGCCGAACUCGCCGUCGAGCCCAAGACCGAGACGUACAUCGAGACCAACUUGGGCAUGCCGUCCAAUUCGCCCAAUGAUCCAGUCACUAACAUCUGCCAGGCAGCAGACAAGCAGCUCUUUACCCUGGUGGAAUGGGCCAAGAGGAUCCCACACUUUUCUGAACUGCCCCUGGACGAUCAGGUCAUCCUGCUGAGAGCAGGCUGGAACGAGCUGCUCAUUGCAUCGUUCUCGCACCGCUCCAUAGCCGUAAAAGACGGCAUUCUGCUAGCCACAGGGCUCCACGUGCACAGGAACAGCGCCCACAGCGCCGGCGUCGGAGCCAUCUUCGACAGAGUGCUCACAGAGUUGGUGUCAAAGAUGAGGGACAUGCAGAUGGAUAAAACAGAGCUGGGCUGCCUACGAGCCAUAGUGCUGUUUAACCCAGACUCCAAAGGACUGUCAAACCCCAGUGAGGUGGAAGCUCUUAGGGAGAAAGUUUAUGCCUCUCUGGAGGCGUACUGCAAGCAGAAGUACCCUGAUCAACCCGGGAGGUUUGCGAAGCUGUUGCUGCGGCUGCCUGCGCUGCGUUCUAUCGGCCUCAAGUGUCUCGAACACUUGUUCUUCUUCAAGCUCAUCGGGGACACGCCCAUUGACACCUUCCUCAUGGAGAUGCUGGAGGCACCCCAUCAAAUGACGUAAACAUAUCAAAGAGGAAGAGGAAAAGAGGAAGCUAGCCCCUCCUCCUUAACUUAACAAGACUGAUCAUGUGCCGUUACACACAGGAGAGGGGAUCAGUGUCUCGUAACGUGCCCCAAAGGGCCUCUUUUUUUAUACCUUGUAUAAAGAUAUAAAUAAAAUAUUAAUAAUUGUGAGUGGGACUCAAAGGCAACAAACAAUACAGGACAUGAUGAUAACACGAUGAACCAUAAGUUCAUAUGUGGUUAAAUGUAAAAAGAAAAAAAGGAAAGGAAAACACAACAUGAGUUCUUAAGACAGAAGGAUUGCUGGAAGUGUCAGGGGACCGUGAUGCCGGUCUUGAGAAGGACAGGACCGAGGCUGUGGAGAUGAUCUUGACUACAGGAGAAGGAAAGCGAAGGACGAGCUCCACAGCAAGGCUUCGACAGCCUCAACAACAACCUGCUUCAGGCGUCUAUGGAGAAGCGCACUCAGAGACGGAUUAUCGGACGUCGACGUAAUCAUGACGACGAAGACGACGACGAGGAUGAAAACGGCGAGCUUUUAGAGCAGGAGAAUCAAGCACUAGGAGAAAAUGGGAUACAUUUAUGGCUUUGAGUGAAAACUCUUGGAUUAUUGAAUGCUUGGCUGUUACUGACUUUCUGUUCUUCAGCAGACUGAUGAACAAUACCGUCCCACUGUUUCAACCGUAUCUCGUGAGGGGACAGGAAGCAAAAACUUGUUGGUCGCAGUGACUCCGCUCACGACUCCGCUUGACUUUCCACUGUGUCUCGGUUCCCGUCCGGACGUACACGGAUAUUUUUGAUCACGUAGUUUUAGCCUUCUUUGUGUUUUAGCCUCUUGUCCACACAAAAAUACACCGUGGGUCACUGGAUAUAAAGCUUUAAAAUUUCACGUUUUCUUGUGGAUCUGAAACACACCGUGAGAUUGUGCUUGUUGAGCAUGUGUCGCUGACCAGAUUUACCCGUUCGGGCUAUAAUUUCAAAUAUGACGACGUGAUGAUGAUAUAAUUUCAGAUAUUUGCAUUUCACCUCCUCUAAUGUUCUUUUUUGAGGCAAUUGUCACAACAUCUUUGACAUAUUACGCCCACCUACUGGGUCUGUGUGGUCAUGUGGGUCAUGAGGACGGAGAGAUUUUCGGAAGACACUGUCUGGACAAACAUUCUUUCGAGAACACGGUGUGAGCAGAGAUACGUAUUCAAAAACAAUGUUGGUGCGAACGGAUCUUUUUUCGAAAAAUACCGAAACUACCGAAACAAUUGUUUGUGUGGACAGAUUUUUUUCUUAAGGGAUAAAAACUACGUUUUCAAAAACCAUCCAUGUACAUAUGGGCAGGGCCUCUCAAAGAAGUCCAGUCACUAAAGCAGGUCUUUUGCGGUACAUGAGUUCACAUCCCUCAUAGUCAAACCCAGGUUUGGGACGAUGCUUCACUCGUACACGACGUUACUGCCACACUCAGUAUUCAUUUCUGUUUCACAACAUGUAAUUACCUCUUUCACUCCUCAGUCGUUGGUCCCUGAAACCCUUAUUCCAGACGAAACGCCUCACAGUUGACGCAGCUGACCUUAUGAGGAUGUUCUUGUUUGUUAGCACUUAACCUUGUAUUCUGAGCCUUAGCUGGUUAAUGGGCUCUUGAAGGGAACAGGGGCCAAUGACCCUCCACAACCUGCACUUCUCUGGGCAAAACAAGUGUCGUUUAAGAUUGUUUUGAGUCUGAAAUUUCCUGAGCUAUGUAAUGUUCCUAUAUUCUCCAUCUUUAAUCCUUUUUUUUCCCCCUAACGCUGCUGCUGCUGCUGAACUAUGCAUCUUAGCAUUAUUUCCAAAGACUGCCUAUGGUGAGGUCGCUAUUUUUUUUUUUUCAUUUCAAAGUCUUUACAGCACACCAAACCACAAGUCUCACUUUUAUUCUGGGGUUAAGAGGGGAGCAGGACCAGGGUUUGGUGACCCGGUGCUAAUGUGUAUGCAUACAGAACUCCUUUAUUUGCAGUGAGGAAAUGAGAAAGCUGUGAGAGACUUCCCCCUAGUGGACGACAUGCAGCACUGCAGAAUUACUUGAAGGAUUUCAUUUGGGGGGGAAAUGGCACUUUUUUCAAAGUAUAUCUUUCCUUCAGCUGGACAAAGGGGUGGAGAACAUCAGUGCGUGAUUUAUCGAUCAGUUAAUAGAAUUAACUGAGAUUUAUUAGCAGAUAAAAUAUCCUCUUUUGAUUGGGGAACUGUUUUUCUUGCUAGAUUUUAGUAGCCAGCAAUGAAAAGAGGCUUGAACACAGGAAACAGGAUUUCUGAGGGGAAAAGUUUAAAAAAUUGAUCCACUGAACCCAAAUUUGAAUCAGUUAAUAAAGUAAAAAAAAAUUAUAAAUGACUUCUAAUUCGUCAUUUAGUUUUUGCACUGUAGCUAAGAUGCUAAUCUAGACAAGAAAUGGCACCCGAAAUCUUUUCCUCAGAAAAUGUUCAGUUAUCCGAACGUUUACGGACGUGCUUAGGACAUAUUUUACUUUAGUGUAUCAGAAAAAAGUACAUUACAUUAAUACGUAGAUGAAUUGUGCCACAUUGCCGGCUAAUUUUUUUGUUAGCAAUGUUUGUACGUUUUGCGUCUUACCCUCCCCCGAAUGUUGACAGGCGUCUCGUCUGUCUCCUUUUUGACAAUCCAGAAGAAAAUAGAUAUGGAAAUGAACCGUCGACAAAGUCUUGUGUCAUUUACCACCUGAAUGUAACGUUUUACACAAGAAUACGUCAGGUGACGGACGAUACACGUGUAAACAACAUUCUUUAGCUGUGUGAAGAUUUCAGCAUGUGCUCCUGAAAAAGAAAAGAUUUUGGGUGCAUUAGCAAUAGUAGCUUUGUAGCACCAGUGCAAAACUAAACAAUCUUCAGACACUAAACUUGUCUUUUCUUAGCCUAAAUCAGAUUACUCCUUAACAUCUGCUGAAAAACUGUCCGUAAUUCAGAUUUGUGUCCGUAAUUCAGAUUUGUGGAUAAAACCGAGAAGCACCUACAGUCUUAUAUUUGGGAAAUGGACAACUUUUUUUUUUUUUUUUUAAUGUGAUCAGGUCUUAAGGGAAGGAUUGUCACACCACAGGGAUCCUGAAGCCAUAUGCAGAUUUGUGAAAUCAGUAAGAACAAAGACAAGCUCUCCUGCAGCGUACACAAGUCCUCUGAACUAAAAGAUCGACAUCGUAAACGCUUUAUAUAUACCAUAAAGCUAUAUUUUGUCUAUAUGUACAUGUGUAUAUAUUUAGAAAUUUAAAUAUAUAGAGAUUUAACAAAAAAAUCCUUUCCUUAAAUGUUUUCAAUGUUUCAAUGUAAGGCAAGGAGAGAGAGAGAGAGAGAGAGAGAGAGAGAGAGAGAGAGAGAGAGAGAGAGAGAGAGAGAGAGAGAGAAAGUGCUUCAGUAACAUCUAAAUAAAAACAGGACUAAUUGCACUGUGUAAUAUUCGGAAAGGUUCUACGAGUGUUUAUAUAUAAAUAUAAAAAUUGCUGAAGUACUAGCAGGUCCGAGCGCUAACACCUGAUCACGCACCAGCUCCUUCACUGUUUUACAAUCACAAUCAUCCUUAUGAGACCUCAAGAACUGCGACGAUGAAGCCAAAAAAAAAAGAAAAAAAGAAAUCCACCGUGAGGCGAAGACGAAGCUCAGCUGUGUGUAUAUACAACGUGGCAAUCCUCAAAAACGGGUUUUUCAGGUGCAUUUUUUUAAAACCUGAAUCUUUUCAGCUAUCAAUUAGUGAUAAUCAGGAAAGCCUUUGAUUAUGAUUAUGAUUACGUAAUGUAAUGAAAUGAAAUACGCAUUGUGAUCCGAAUCGACUCCGUGAGUUCUGAAAUAAAGGAGAUUGAAAAAAAUUCUAAUGGCCUAACAAGCAUGAUCUUUGACCGUAACACAAUCACUUGUUUAGUUGCUACAAAAGAAGAGACAUCUAAAAAGAUCUAUUUUUGUACAAUUGUAAUUUUAUCUCUUGCUUACUGUAAGUCUCUUCGUGCCGCCCUUCAUACCUCCUUUCGUGGGCGUUCGUAUACGUCGUGUAAACGUUGAUUUGAUAUAUGCGAAAGAGUGGACAAACUCAGAUCUAUAUAAAAGUCGGGGACAGGAAAGGAGAAGUCUCCGAUGAAGCCCCUUUGCAGCUUUUGCCUGUACUUUCUUUUUUGUUGUCGUUUCUUUUUUCAUCUGUCACCGAGUGUCAGGAUCCUCUGCCUAUUUUUUUGUCUGUUUUUAAGAUGUUAUUUGUGCUUUGUUCGUUGUUGUUCUUUCAUGAGAAUAGGAAAAAAAUUAAAGUUUAAAAAAUGAUGAAA